Molecule: messenger RNA, 528 nt
Organism: Patella vulgata (common limpet)
Lineage: Eukaryota; Metazoa; Mollusca; Gastropoda; Patellidae
Exons: 8
Coding region: 1-528 (175 amino acids)
Source: RefSeq, a predicted model, not a curated record
AUGAUUUCAUGUGCUGUCCGGUGUCGAGUAUGUUCUGGUGUAGCCUCUCCUCAGUUCUGUGUUCAAACUAUGCAAUGUCAACCAGACGAGGAGUGUUUCACAGAAAGAGUUGUUGGUGACGAUGGCAAUAUUUUCUUCAAUUCCGGAUCACACAUGCCAAGUAAGAGAUCAUCAUUACAGUUAUGUGAUGGUUGUUGUCCAGAUGAUCUAUGUAAUACAUAUAUUUGUGAAUGGCCAGCAUCGUAUAACAGAUCUGAAUGUUAUGAAUGUGAUGGAAUUAAGAAUCCAAGUGAAUGUCGUAAAAAGGUUCUCUGUGAAGAAGAUGAGCUUUGUUAUACAGGUGAAUAUUAUUCACAGAACAACGAGCUGUUAUUUAGAGUUGGAUGCGAAACAAAAAAGCGUUGUGAAAUCUUAGAUAAUUUUGGUAAAAAGCGAGCGCCUGAGAUUCAAGUUUGUAAUGAAUGUUGUGUAAAAUCUGGCUGUAAUCGCCAUCUUUGCCCUAGACCUAAUGGAAGUAAACAUAUAUGA